AUGGUCCAUAAAGACCGACACAAGCAAUCCGACGAAUUACAACCGGAAGCAGUACUAGUGACUACAUGCGGUUGUCCGAACAACUGUGAGGCUGAGCUUCGUAAGCUACGUGACUAUGUUAAUAGCUUUCAGCCUUUGCUAUCCAAUGAAGGGGACUUGCCUACUUUAUAUCAGUUGGAUCACUUUGCAACCAGUCCGGUCAGUCUACUCUCAGAAGCCUGGGUCACAUUGGGUCCGUCGCAUCUGCGUGAUCUUGUUUCUUCCGAGUUAUUAGCUAUUUGCGCGCGGCGUGAGCAACGCGAUCGAGAUCAGUGCCUUUCCAAUAGAGACGAAAAGGAUCGUACAAACGAAUACAUGAACACUCCACCUUUUCUAUCACUCGAGGCAGAAAACUCUUGUGUUAUUACCGCUGGGGUGAAAGAACUUUGGAAGCGUUCCCUGCGGGAAUUAAAUGAUUUAUCAGAAAGUGAGAUCAAAGCCGUUCUUUCUGGAACACUUGGUGAUUUCUCUAAAUCUCCUGCAAAAGCAGCUAAUUCAAAUCAUGCACCAAAUGAAUCAGAUAAAAGCAACAGUUCCUCCAAUUGGCCCUGUGUGUCGAAUGAAAACUUUGACCUCUCAGAAACAAACCCGGUAAGUAUUCUCAACGAAAAAUGCACAUUUGGUCGACGUAAUUUUUUCGUCGUACGCGUUCGAAAUAAUAACUAUCGAUCAAUGCUUUGCUGUGUUGAAAAUUUUUUUUUAUAUUGUUUCAUCUGUGAUUCAAACUUUCAAUUUAGUUUAUGUAUUACAUCACUUACCGAGAGAUGA
Molecule: messenger RNA, 807 nt
Organism: Echinostoma caproni
Lineage: Eukaryota; Metazoa; Platyhelminthes; Trematoda; Plagiorchiida; Echinostomatidae
Source: the annotation of a GenBank genome assembly